AUGGCUGUUCUUGACAUGAUGCGUAUAGCCAGUGAAAAAGAACAAAGCCCAAUUGCAAUUUACAAUGCUGUCAGUUACAAAAAGUUUUUGCCAAAGUGUAUACGUGCCAAAAUUCAGGACUACCACAUUUUGACUCGCAAGAGGAUACGGUAUAGAUUUCGAAGGUUCAUUCAGCAAUUCAGUCAGUGUAAGGCUACUGCCAGAGACUUAAAACUUAAAUAUCUCAUAAAUCUUGAGACCCUCCAGUCAGCGUUUUAUUCUGAACAAUUUCAAGUUAAGGAGGCCUUCAGAGACUCACUAGGGGGAGAGAUUUUUGCAACAAUUGUAGUAAGUGGAAAUGAUGGAAUUCGAUAUUUAAGGGGCAGAUCGGAUGACAAAGACUCAUUGGAUGACCAGGAUUUGCAAACUUAUUGUGACUUUCCUGAUAUCAUUGAUGUGAGCAUUAAACAAGAUAGCAAAGAUGAUUCCUCUGAGAGUCGGAUAGUAACAAUCCACAAGCAGGACAACAAAUCUCUGGAGGUAGACUUUACUUCUUUAAAGGAAGCGCUAUCCUUUGUGUCACUGAUUGAUGGAUAUUACAGAUUAACAGCAGAUGCACACCAUUACCUUUGCAAAGAAGUAGUGCCUCCACAAGUACUUGAAGGGAUUCAUAGUUAUUGCCAUGGCCCUGUGUCGAUGGAAUUUGCCAUUGACAAGCUCAAAAGAGCAGGAAGCCAAAAAGGAAUUUUCAUACUUCGAUGCAGUCCUAAAGAGUUUAACAAGUACUUCCUCACAUUUGCAGUAGAGCGUGCUGGAGUACCUGAAUAUAAACACUGCUUAAUAACAAAAACUUCAAAUGGGGAAUACAACCUACGAGGUGCCAAGAAAAAAUUUUGGCUCACUGAAAGAUUUGUUAAACUGCUACCAGAAAGAAACUGUCCGCUCAGAUGGCAUCAUUUUCCAGUUUACGCGAUGUUGCCCCCCUAAACCCAAAGAGAAAUCAAACCUGAUUAUCUUCAGGAGCAACAGAGUGUCGGAGGUCCCAUUAUCUCCUUCCUUGCAGCGGCACACUAAUGUGAAUCAGAUGGUUUUUCACAAGAUCAGAAGUGAAGACUUGACUUACCUGGAAAAUCUUGGUCAGGGUACCUUUACUAAGAUAUUCCGAGGCAAACGUGAGGAGACAGGAGACUACAAUCAGAUUCAUGAAACAGAAGUUCUUCUGAAGGUUUUGGAUAAGAUACAUAGAAAUUAUUCUGAGUCUUUCUUUGAAGCAGCAAGCAUGAUGAGCCAACUUUCCUACAGGCAUUUGAUCCUAAAUUAUGGAGUCUGUGUGUGCGGUGAUGAGAGUAUUCUAGUUCAGGAAUAUGCAAAGUUUGGGUCACUGGAUAUCUACUUGAAGAAGAAGAAAAACACAGUUAAUAUUAUGUGGAAAUUGGAAGUUUCAAAACAGCUGGCAUGGGCUAUGCAUUUUCUAGAGGAACGAAAUCUAGUACAUGGCAAUGUUUGUUUAAAGAACAUUCUGCUGAUCAGAGAAGAAGAUCGUAAGACAGGAAAUCCUGCUUUCAUCAAGCUCAGUGAUCCAGGAAUCAGUAUCGCAGUGCUGCCGAGAGAAAUUCUUUUGGAACGCAUUCCCUGGGUUGCUCCUGAGUGCAUUGACAACCCAAAAAAUCUUAGCCCAAUGGUAGACAAAUGGAGUUUUGGCACCACCUUAUGGGAAAUAUGCAGUGGUGGUGAUAAACCCCUGAAUGCACUGGAUUCUCAAAGGAAGCAGCAGUUUUAUGAAGAUAGACACCAGCUUCCAACACCAAAAUGGACCGAGCUUGCCAAUUUAAUAAACAGCUGCAUGGACUAUGAGCCAGAUUUUCGGCCUUCAUUUCGAGCAGUUAUAAGGGAAUUAAACAGCUUGUUUACUCCAGAUUAUGAACUUCUGGCAGAAACUGACUUGCUACCCAACUUGAGAACUGGGGCCUUUGGCUUUUCUGGAGGCUUUGAAGACCGUGAUCCAACUCAUUUUGAGGAAAGGCAUCUUAAAUUUUUGCAGCAACUUGGCAAGGGUAACUUUGGAAGUGUGGAACUGUGCCGAUAUGACCCUCUACAAGACAACACUGGUGAAGUUGUAGCUGUUAAGAAGCUUCAGCAUAGCACCGAGGAAUAUAUGAGGGAUUUUGAAAGAGAAAUUGAGAUCCUGAAAUCCCUGCAGCAUGAGAACAUUGUUAGAUACAAGGGAGUGUGUUACAGUGCAGGUCGUAGAAAUCUUAGAUUGAUAAUGGAGUAUUUGCCAUACGGAAGUCUAAGGGACUAUUUACAAAAGCACAAAGAGAGACUGGAUAUCAAGAAACUUCUUCAAUAUGCCACACAAAUAUGCAAGGGUAUGGAGUAUCUUACAAUUAAGCGGUAUAUACAUAGAGACUUGGCAACUAGAAACAUUUUAGUUGAAAAUGAAAACAGAGUAAAGAUUGGUGAUUUUGGAUUGACAAAAGUAUUACCACAAGACAAGGAAUACUACAAGGUCAAAGAGCCUGGUGAAAGCCCUAUUUUUUGGUAUGCACCCGAAAGUCUCACUGAGAGCAAGUUCUCUGUGGCUUCAGAUGUGUGGAGUUUCGGGGUUGUCCUCUAUGAGCUCUUUACAUACAGUGAAAAAAAUAAGAGCCCACCUUCGGAGUUUAUGAGGAUGAUUGGAAAUGAUAAACAGGGACAGAUGAUUGUAUUUCACUUGAUCGAGUUGCUGAAGAAUGACGGGAGACUGCCACAACCAGAGGGCUGCCCUAAUGAGAUCUACCAAACCAUGACAGAAUGCUGGAACAAUACUAUCAGUCUGCGUCCUUCCUUUAAAGAGCUCACUGUAAAAGUUGAAAGAAUGCGGGAGUCUAUGGGAGCAUGA
Molecule: messenger RNA, 2860 nt
Organism: Staurois parvus
Lineage: Eukaryota; Metazoa; Chordata; Amphibia; Anura; Ranidae
Source: the annotation of a GenBank genome assembly